AUGAUAAGUUUAAAGAAUACUUUGUUAUACUGUGUUUCUGUGGCAGCUGUUUGUUAUACUAUAAACGUUGGUGGAUACGGUCUGCGAACAGCUUUAGGAUUACUCGUUGGACCUGCAGUCGUGUGGACGAUUGCAGGGAUUAUUUAUAAUUACUUGGAAAUGAGAUUCAACAUCGGAAGAUUUAACUGGAAAUUUGAUGCUCUCCGGCGUGAGAACUACGAUCUAAAUGUAGCUAAUGAAGGACUACUAAUACAAAACAUAGUUCUAGCGGAAAAGCUUCUGAAAGGUGAUAAAGAACCGACCCUCGAGCAAAGCGAUCUCAGGAGAGCAGAACUCCACAUACAAGAACUUCAAGAGGAAAACGCCGAGCUGAGAGAACGCGCUGUCCAGCUAGAAAACUCCAAGGAUGAAGACCAACGUCAAUUAGAAGAAUUGACGCAAAAGCUCGUGAAAAUGGAAGCGCACCUGGAAGAAGAGAAUAGGUCCAGGAUGAUUCUGGAGGAGUCUUACACGACAAAAUUGCAAAGUCAAGAGCGGAGGAUUGCCGAGGCAUAUGAGAUGACGCAUCAGUUCAACGCUCAUAUCGUUCAACUCGAACAGGACAUUCACCUGAAGGACCAGCAGGUGGUGUCACUGAGAGCCAGAGUCCAUGAGCGGGAGUCAGUGACGAGGAAGUUGCAGGAAGAGAACCACAAACUCAGGGAUGAGAAUUCAACGCUCCAGAAGAAGGUACUUCAUAUCCCUCUUCUCUUCCCUCCUCACCCUCAUCAUAAACCCAAAAGGCCUCCUCCUCCCCCUCCAAACCCUGAACCUAUCCCCCCAAACCUCAAACCUUCCCAAACCCUUAUACCUCCAACCUUACUCCUCUUAAUUCCCCCCAAACCCUCCUAA
Messenger RNA from Macrobrachium nipponense, 891 nucleotides. Its product is annotated as protein enabled homolog. The record is from RefSeq and is a predicted model, not a curated record. The transcript has a single exon. Lineage: Eukaryota; Metazoa; Arthropoda; Malacostraca; Decapoda; Palaemonidae. Bases 1 to 891 code for a protein of 296 amino acids.